UGCAUUGGGUGCUGUCAAACAACAUGAAUAAUAAAUGAGAAUUUUGCGUACCCUCUUCGUUUGCUUGGUUCUCGCAAUAGACGUCGAAUGAUACAUAUAUUUAUUCGCUUCGGUCGAGUGUUUGUGCGUGUCUGUGUGCACAAUUUUUUUUUCUUCUUCUUCUUUCAUGGUGUUGAUAGUUAUUAAUGAACAAGCGUUUGUCGUAAACAAAAUUGUGAAUUUGGUAUUGCGAUUGUUUACAAAUCGCGAUGUGAAAACAAAAUAGUCAAAAUAGUAUGGAUGGAAAAUAGGCAAAAAAGAAGACGGCAUUAUUGUAAGCAAGUGAAUAAUCCGAAAGUUGAAAGCAAGCAAAAAAAGAAGCAAAGUGAAGUGUCGAAUUGCUAAAAAUAAAAUCAAAGUUUUAAAGAAUAUCAAGUGCACUAGUAUCGCCCAAUCCGCCAAUCGGCUAUGCGUGUGCACUAGAUUGUUCAACAAAAGAGUCGAACAAAGCGGAGUAGUGAACCAACCGAAGAGGAAAAAAGACCCAGCCAAAGAGAAAGAAUGAAUAUGUGCAAGAUGUCAGCCAAGUGGUACAAUUGCAACUCAAAUGUUAUUAAGUGUAAAUUCGAGUGGGUGUUGGAUUUGUAAUAAUCAGCACACAAGAAGAAAUCGUAAAAUAACAACGAAUGAAAAAAAAGGUGAAUGGAGAUAGAGAGGCAAGGAAAAAAUGAUUUACGUAUUUUUAUUGAUUAUUUUCGCUUGGUUUCGAUAGAGCGAGAGUGUGUAUCGAGUGAGCGUAAUUGGUGUGUUGUGUGUGUACAUUUUAUCCGUCUCGCCGUCAGCCCAUUCUCUGCGUGUUGUGUUCGGUGAAUGAAUGUCGUAAAUAUUGUAGGAAAGAAAACAUAUCCGUGUCUGUUAGACGUACAGCAAACACUGUUCCGCAUUAGUAGUUGCUUCAUAAUAUUGAACCACGGGAAUAACGAACGAAAAUAAAAACUGUGACUUUCUGGCAAUUUUUCGCCAUUUUAAACGCAUCAAACUACAUUCGUUUACUGUUCAAAUCGAAAUUAAUGUGAAAAAUUUUCUAUUUUGUGUGGUUCAUUUCCAAUAUUGCAGAUUCUUUCGUCUAUGGAGAACACGAUAUUUAGAGCACGAGCUUAAAAUAGUCAUAGCUGCAUCAAUUAUUCAAUCGAGCGAAUCAUGUCGACACAAACUCCAGAAAAGUCGGCCGUGCUAACAGCAACUGCACCAGCACCGCCACAAAAAGACAUCGGUGCCGAUGUCAUCGAGAACAAUAUCGAGAGCAUUGAGCACAUGAAAACGGAAAUGGAAAAACUAAAAAUAGACGAGCAACAGACGCAGCUUAUCGACUUAUCGGUUAACAACCAGAAAACCAAUGCUGAUAACCAUAAUAAUCUUAACACAAAACUAGAUACAACCAAGGAAAUGAUUUACGCAACACCGUUACGAAAACUUGAUCGACCCAAAGUAAAGGCAAGCACAAAUCAUGAUCCAAAACCAAAUAAUCGUGAUGAAAUGACGAAUGGUACCACGACCACAGCCGUCAACACCACCGAAGAUAGGCAUAUUUUGAAUUUUCUCAAAGACACCAGUAAAUUACAAAAGAAAUUACAGCGUUCGGGAUGCGGUAGCGGAAAUAAUAGCUCGGGUGAUAGUGAUUAUGGAAAAGAGAACUUUUCAUCGCUCGCCCAAGAGCAACAUUUUGUGAAUUUGGUGCAACAAAAUGUGAUUGGUUACAGUGAAAAUGCAACGCAUGAGACUGACUCAACGAAUAAUGACGAUGAAACCGCACCCAAGGGAGAUGCACCGUUCAGCGUUGAUGGUGUGCCCGAUUUAGUACCAGUGAACGGUACCAGUGAAUAUUUACCAAAGAUUUCCGAAGUGUUUAUCAAACGUGAAUGGAUCAUUAAACUAAUCGCAUUGAGUUUGGAGCAAAGACUGUCAAAACAAACAAAACUCACGUCCAUGGCAUUAGGCGACGAAGCGGUGGGUGAAUCGCGUAAAAAAUCCACAUCGUCACGAAUGCAGCAAAAAGCAACCACACAGCAAACCGGUGUAUUUAUACUGGGUUCGAAUGGUUCAGGGAAAACGUCGAUUUGUAAGCGAAUUGUCAAUGGUACCACAGGCACACAAGGCAUGCUUAAUCGCAAAUUGUUGUGCUGCUACUUUAUAAAUGCACAAAACUCCGAGUGUCACUCGAUGAGCACAUUUAUUCGUUGCAUCGUAAUGCAGAUCUUAUCGCAUUCGACACUUUUAUCCCACAAAGAUGACGGCGACAGUGCGAAUCAGUCAAAAAACAGCGACGAUAUUUCAUCGGAGACAAGUACGACCGCAUUCGAUACCACAUUAAUGGAUACAACGUCAUUGGUGCAACCGAAUGAAGAGGCAAAAAAUACAUCGACAUCGUCACAAGCAAACACCAAUGAACACAUCGAAAACAGUGAAGAAAAAUCAGCAAAAACACAAAUGCUUCGCCAAAAUUCCGAAGCCAAUAAAAGUGGCGCGAAGAGCAGUAACCGUGAUUCUACCUACGACACGUAUCCACCGUCACAAAAAACGAAUGACCCAAAAGCAAGCGAACAAAAUCCGUGUUAUACACCAACCAAAUCCAAAACCAGUCGCGGUUCAUCGAAAAUUCCAGUGAAAAUUGGUAACAAAUCUGGUUCACCCUCAAUAUCAAAUACAAAAGAAACACCAAACACAUCGCCGGCCAAAAAAUCGACCGAAAACAAAUUAAUUAUUCAAACGAGUGAAAAGAAUGAACCGAACAAAGAGCCAGACAUUGAGAUCGAGUAUGAAAAUGUUGAGAUUCGUAAAAAGAGCGAUGAACCAAAGACCGAUGAGAAAUCGGAGGAAAGAAAAGUGGAUAAGGAAAUUGAAAAUGACCAUCCACAACCACCACCAAAAACCAAAUCAUGCCUUCAAACGAUUGCCGAUGAAUAUUUUGCGAUUUUAACGCAAAACCCGGAAAUUAUGGACAGUUUGAAUGCGGAUAAUAUCGAAAAGAAUCCGGACGAAUGUUUUAAAAAGGCCAUUUUAUAUCCAUUUUUGGAGUUGCAACCACCAAAGUCAGCACUGCUAUUCCUAGUCGACUCAAUCGAUGAGCAUUAUUUGAACGAAGAGGAAAAUGUGAUGUCGACGCUAAAAGGCAGUACGUUGAACCGUAGCCGGACAAUAGUCGAACUACUUGCGAAUAAUUUCCAUUUGAUGCCGAAAUGGUUGUUCCUUGUGUGCACGGCAAAGCGGCAAAAUAAACACAUUGUCAAGAGAUUCAACGGGUUCAAAAAGAUUGCGCUGGAUGAUUUGCGAAAAAGUCAUGUCGUUAAGGAUGUGCAAGAAUAUAUCAUUGCACGUUUGAAUGCCGAUUUCAAGGGUCAAAUCCAAUUCUCGGCCGACAUAAUUGAUUGCCUCAAUCAAUUGUACAUAAAAUCCAACGGUUCGAUAUUGUACUUGGAGAAAGUAUUAAGUGGCAUUCGAGAGAAUGUGUUUUCAUUCCGGGAAAUCAAGUUGAUUCCAUGCACAUUGAACGGUUUGUAUCUGUACAUUUGCCAGAAAUCGUUCAAUAAAAAGCAAUACACUAAAAUUCGUCCCAUACUAAAUAUAUUGCUGGCAUGCAGUGAUUUUGUUGAGUUGACAUUUGUGUUGAAUUGCCUGCGUACGCAUAAUUAUACGAUCGAUGAACCGGAAUUUGAUAAACGUAUCGAUGCCAUGAAAUAUGUGCUGACAUUCAAUGACGAUAGAACCAAAGUGAAAAUCUUCCAUAAUUCGUUUAGCGAUUGGUUGAGCGACGUCAAAUUUUCAACGAAAAAAUUCUUGUGCAGUGUUACCGAAGGUCAUGCAAUGAUUUCAAUGUACUAUACACUGGUCAGUGAUACACUGUGUCCGAAUCAAGUGCUUCGUUAUUUUGGUCAUUUGAUCAAAUGUGAUGAGUAUGCGAAAGGGAAAAAUAUUAACUUGGAUCUCAUUCUAAUUUUACUGGAAUCGAAAGCAAAUCUGGUCGAUUGUUUCUAUAUAAAUGCAUUGAACUGUUGCGCUGCUUGUGAACUAGACUACAAACAAACGUAUUGCAUGAUACCACGAAUGCGAACAACCAUCGAACGUUUUUUGAAUAAAGCCCUAUGCGAUGAUGUUCUUGAUUUCAUUGGUGAUUUCUUUAAACCAAGUUUACCAACGAAUACGAAAAUUUUGAAGCUACUCAUUGAGACGGGUAUUAAUAAUGCGGAUUGUCAAUUUUCCUAUGAUUCAUUGAUUACAUCACCGGUGACGGAAGAUAAUAACGAUGAAUUGGCAAAGCUGUUGAUUAACAGUGAGAAAUCGUGUCAACGCAACAACAACAACAACAAAGAUACGGCUGAUGUUGAUGUAAAUGAAUACCAAGAAAUUGUGUCACCACCUAUGUCACCUACAAAUCACAAACACAAUCGCGGUGACAACGAUGAAUGUUCCAAUGAUUUGGCACACCAACAUCAAUUGCUGUCGUGCGGUAAAGCUUUAAUUCAUUUGCUUGCGAACGAAGGAAAUGUCGCAAUGCUGAAACGAGCGCUAAAUGCUUGCAAAAAAGACGGCAACGGUUUGGCCACCAUCGAUUUGGAAGUGGAAGAUGAGUGCGGACAAACGGCUUUGAAUAUUGCAGCGCGCAAUGGUCACUUUGAAAUUGUCGAACUACUUUUGAGUCUACGAUAUGUUUGCACCUCAACGCAUCAAAUCAAGCACGUGAGUGUUAAUCAUGCUGAUCGGGAUGGUUGGACACCACUUCGCUCUGCAUCGUGGGGCGGUCACACGGAUAUAGUUAAACUCCUCAUCAAACAUCCCGAAAUUCAAAUCGAUCUGUCCGACAAAGAGCAACGAACCGCUUUACGUGCUGCUUCUUGGAGUGGACACGAAGACAUUUUGAAGGCAUUAAUCAACGCUGGCGCUGAUGUAAAUUCGGUCGAUCGACAAGGACGAACGUCUUUGAUAGCUGCUUCCUACAUGGGCCAUUAUGAAAUCGUAGAAAUUCUCCUGGAAAACGGUGCCGAUGUCAAUCAUUUGGAUAUAGAUGGUCGAAGUGCUUUGUGUGUAGCUGCAUUAUGCGGUAGUUCUGGUUACAGUCGUGUUAUUUCGAUUUUAUUGGAGUAUCACGCAAAUGCUGAUCAACAGGACAACGAUGGAAUGUCAAGUUUGCUAGUCAGUGCAUUCGAAGGUAAUGCCGAAGUGUGCGAAUUGCUGUUGGAAAAUGGAGCGGAUCCAGAUUUAUCAGAUAACAUGGGUCGUACACCACUCUGGGCGGCAUGUACAAAAGGCCAUGCGAACAUUGUGAAAUUGCUUCUAUUCUGGGGCUGCAGCAUCGAUUGCAUGGAUCAAGAAGGACGAACUGUACUCAGCAUUGCUGCAGCUCAAGGCAAUCCAGAGAGUGUUCGACAAUUGCUUGACCGUGGUUUAGAUGAGACUCACCGCGAUAAUGCCGGGUGGACAGCGUUGCACUAUGGCGCUUUCGAAGGCUAUGAAGAUGUUUGUCUGCAGUUAAUCGAAGCCGGUGCAAAAAUCUACGAAUGCGAUAACGAAGGAAAAAAUGCUCUGCACAUUGCUGCCCAAGAAGGACGAACGAAUGUCAUCGAAGCAUUGGUCACGGCAACAAAUGUGUGUAUCGACCAAAAGGCACAUGACGGGAAAACCGCUUUUCGAUUAGCAUGUUGUGAAGGUAAUAUUGAGUGUAUUGAUGCGCUGAUUAAGUACGGCUGCGAUGUAAACCUACGUGAUGCCGAUGGAAGACCCACGCUUUAUAUUUUGGCACUUGAGAAUAACGUUGGCGUUGCGAAAUACUUGCUGGAACAUUCGAAUAUCAAUAUCAAUUUGCCUGAUAAUGAAGGACGUACUCCGUUGCACGUCGCCGCUUGGCAGGGUCAUCUUGAAAUGGUUGAGCUGUUGGUUGCUCAAGGAUGCGCCGACGUGAAUGCGAUGGAUCUCGAUUUCCGAACACCUCUACAUUCGUGCGCUUGGCAGGGUAAUGACCGUGUCAUGGAGAUGCUUUUAUUUUAUGGUGCUUCUUGUGAUCAUGCAUGUAAACAAGGAGCCACUGCCCUCGGCAUCUCCGCCCAAGAAGGACACGAAAAAUGCGUCUCGAUUUUACUGCAGUACGGUGCUAAUCCAAACAAAUCAGAUUUAUGUGGACGAACACCAAUUAAACUGGCAUUGAAAUCGAAUAACUAUAGCAUUUUGAAGCUAUUGGAAAACGCAUUGAAAAAUGAAGGGUUGAAACAGCAAAAACAACGAAAUGCAGCACAUAAAAUCCUUCAGUCGCCACCAGAGAAGAAAGCACCAAAUGGUACGGUUUUCUAUGAGAACACCAUGCGAUCAGAUGCGUCAUCGAAUAAUGCCAAAUUCAAUCGGAAAAGCGUAAUUUCUAGUCAUUCAACCGGAAGCAGUAAUAAUGAGACAACGGGUGCUUCAUCUUCAACAAAUAAAAACUAUCAAGCAUCGCAGUCUUCUUCGAAACCAGCCCAACAACAACAAUUACCUGGCAAUUAUCGCUCAUCGAUGAGCAGCCAUUCGGAUAUUUUUAUGAAAGCCGAUGAACAGAAAAUCAAUUUUGAUCUGUCUGAUAUGGGCUGUAUGUCACCGCUCUAUGCAACACCGCCAAUAUCUCCGAGCAGCGAUAAUGGGCCGAAUUUCGAAGAUCAAUUCGAAACGCCGACUGCAAUAUUCGCCGCACACAACGCAGAAAAUAAUGAUCAUUUUGCUCGUGACACACACAUGCGAAUCAUCUUGGGCAAUAACAAAGAAGCUAGUCAACCGUCAAAGAAAUCAUUGAAGCGAAGUGGUAUCACAACCAAUCCAGCCGUUCGUUUGUUACGUAACCGAUUCGAUUCAGCAGCACAGCUUAUUCGACGCACCAACAACAUGUUAUCAUCGUCAUCAUCAAAUAAUGAGGGGUCUUCAAGUAUUGGCGUGAAAUCAGGAACAUUUCAAUGGCGCAAAGAAAGUCAAAUGUAGACACAUAUAUAUUUUUUUCUUCUUCAGAGAUUGUUGAUUACAUAGAAUUUCCGGUUUGUCAAAAGAGUGAUUUUUUUAGCGCAUACAUAAGUUUAUAUACUCAAGCAUGGAGUUUGUCUUCAGUCUCAACGUUUUCGUUCCUGCAUUAUUAUUAUUUUAACUACUUUUUAGUUCAGUGUGAUUUUCGUUUUGAUCGAACUGCGUUUUUUUUCUUCUCUCGAACAAUGAGUAUUAUUAUUAUUUUGGGAACAAUUGAUUUACGAAUAUAACUUCUAAUCUUGUAGACAUGAUAUAUAUAAAAAAAAUAAUCACUUAGUUUUCCUAGCAUUUUUUUGUGUGUUGUGACUGCAUCUAUAUGUAUAUUGUAUACACCACAGUUUAUAUAAUAUACAAACACACACAAAACAAGCAAUUAUUGUAGAAUUAACCCUAGAGCCGAACAAAUAAACGAUAUUUAAAUUAUUUCUACACCUAAA
This is a messenger RNA of Sitodiplosis mosellana (orange wheat blossom midge), 7448 nucleotides long. Its product is annotated as ankyrin repeat domain-containing protein 50. The transcript has 11 exons. NCBI's taxonomy places the organism in Eukaryota, Metazoa, Arthropoda, Insecta, Diptera, Cecidomyiidae. Gene Ontology annotation, molecular function: protein binding. The record is from RefSeq and is a predicted model, not a curated record. The coding region runs from base 1180 to 6972 and encodes 1930 amino acids.